ACACAUCCCAAAUCAACUAUACCUAAUUAGCCCAAAAAGCUAGCACAACAACAAAACGAUGUCGUCCCUUCAACAAUUCCUCCUCCUCAUUACCCUCCUCCCCUUCUUCUCCUCCACCUCCCUAGCCGUUGACUUCUGCGUGGCGGAUCUCAACGGCUACCAGACACCCUCCGGCUACGUCUGCAAGAACCCGGCCAACGUCACCGCCGACGACUUUGUGUUCUCCGGCCUCGUCACUGGAGCAAACACCACCAACAUCAACAAGGCCGCCGCCACCCCGGCCACCGUCCAGCAGUUCCCCGGUCUUAACGGGCUGAACCUGGCCGCCGCACGUGCCGACUUCGCUCCCGGCGGUGCCAUCCCGCUCCACACGCACCCGUACUCGUCGGAGAUGAUCUACGUGGUGGAGGGCUCCGUCACCGCCGGGUUCGUCUCCGGCAUAACGUCGAACAAGGUGUACGUCAAGAAACUGAAGAAGGGAGAGAUCAUGGUUUUCCCACAAGGGCUGGUGCAUUUUCAGGUCAACACGGGGAGUGAAAACGCCGUCGUUUUUGCCACGUUUGGGAAUGCUGACCCGGGGGUUCAAAUGAUCAACGCUGCGUUGUUUGGGAACGACUUCUCGUCGUUUCUUGUGGAGAAGACUACUAAUAUUGAUCAGGCUGAAGUGAGGAAGUUGAAAAAACUUCUUGGUGGCUCUGGCUAAGGGAUUUUGUUCGUCGAUAUCGCUUGCAUGUGCAUGUUUUUUUUCUUUUCUUUUUUUGUGUUAGUGCUGUUGCUUUUAUCGGAUUUGUAAUAAUAACUAUAUGCUUAUUGCUGGAGCAGAAUUAUUUGUGAAAUGCUAAGCGGAAAAUAUCUUUUACCGACUAAUUAUUUGGUUGAAAAAAAAAAUUUCCUCAAAAACUCAAAGCCGAAAGUGUUAAGUUCCCUAUUUACUAAUAUCGGUAAAUUUCUUAUCGAUUUUGGUUCCGUCUCAAUAAAGUGAAAAUUGAAUAGUCAUCCACUUACAAUGAUUACGAUAUGGUUUUGGUUUAUCGAUUUUACGAUCUAAACCAAACCCUUUAAUUUACAAUAUGAUUUAGUACUGAAAAGAUGAAUCCUUUAAACUUCUCAUUGAUUCAACUCCGGUUUAAACCGAUGCCACCGGCUUAGAAUAGUGUUAGUAACCAUUGGUUACUGACCUAUGAAUAACUAAAUCUGGACCUUUAGAUCUAAGUGGGUCCAGAAAAUCCAGAUCUAAGGGUUAUCAAUUAAAGACAUUUUAUUUUCUCUAGUUUUCAUAAUUGGCUUUUAUCUUCUUUGUUUUAACUCGGAUUUCAAUUUUUUUUGCACAUAUGGAACGAGUUCGUUGUGCUCUACAAAAUGAGAUCAAUUUUCAAAAUAUUUCGAGAAACUUUUUUUUUACCAACUACAUACCAUAUGGUAACUUUUUCGUUUUUAAGUCAUUUUUGACAACGUUUGCUCAUAAGGAACGAGUUCAUCAUGAUCUAUUGGAUCUACAAAUUUCAGGAUGAAAAAAUAUUGAACCAAAAAUUAUCAUACUUUACCACUAUGGUAUGUGGGUGGUAACUUGUGGUAAACAAUGAUGAAAGUCGUAAAUGACAGUUAGUAUACUCCUACUAUCAUGUAUUCAACCUUCUUACCAUAUUGGUAUGUUCAUACCAUCAUGAUACGCUUCCUUACCAUAUGGUAUUAAAUAUGAGCAUACCAUAUGGUAACGACUGGUAAAAAAUUAUUCAAUUUUUUUGUACUAAAAAUAUAUCUAAGUGGAUAUCAUUUUAAAGAGCACAUUCAAUCUGAUUUAUCUGUGCAAAAAAAAUUAAAUUUCGACUUAAAACGAGAGAGAAUCGUCCGUUAAAGAUUAAAGGAGAAAGAUAAAAGACUUUCCAAGAGAGAGGAGCUGCUGAUGUCAUGCGUAUGUGGACAGGUUACUGAUGGUUACUCACCAUAUGAGUUACUGACAUGAUUCGCUCCCGAUAUAACCAAUGCCGAAUAGGCAACCAUAAUUUAAGCUUUUAAAGAAUACUCAAUUCUCGUACGAGUGUCAUGAUUAUGUCAUAUGUAGGUGUUCAUGCUGUUUUUUAUUUAUUUAUCAAGGUAUGUUGCCAUUUGAUAUUGUUUUCAGCAUUGUUGGUGUCUAAGUUUCAUUAAAGUUAACAUACAUGUAAAGUCAACCUAACGAUGAAUAAGUGGGCGAACUUCUUCACAAUAAUUGGUAAUCGGAAAUGAUUUUGUUUUCAUUGUUUAUGAAAACAAAUAUAUUCAAUGAUAAUGAUUCAUAAAUGAGCAUGGGCAUUGGGCAUGAAUAGUGUGGAAGUCAACUUGGCAAAUAGCAACUAGCCAACUUUAAAUAAUGUGCCUUCAUAUUUGAGCUGGGCUUUGUCAUGAAUUCAUAUUUGAGCUUGGGCUUUGUCAUGAAAUCAACACAUCAUACCAUAUAUAUGGUACCAAUAUUGUAAUUCAAGUUUAUAGGUUUGUUUCCUGUCAGAAUAUCGUUAUACUAUAUCAUAUCAUAUGGUACCAGCAUACAAUAUAUCAUAUCACACCACAACUUUAGUUUUCCCCAUUAUACCUCAUCGUACCAUAUAGUAUUAGUAUUGUAAUUUUAUUUUAUAGGUUUGUGCCUUGUUAGACAAAAUUAUAAAUUGAAAAUAUAGCA
This is a messenger RNA of Linum trigynum, 2656 nucleotides long. The record is from the annotation of a GenBank genome assembly. NCBI's taxonomy places the organism in Eukaryota, Viridiplantae, Streptophyta, Magnoliopsida, Malpighiales, Linaceae.